AUGUUCUGCCUCGUCUUGUUCGCAGCGCUCCUGCUGCUGUCGCUAGCGUUUCUCAGACGGUCCUCGAGUCGCCAGAACGAGCUUUCGCUCGAGUGGGAAACCGGCCGGCGAAAAGCGAGGCAGCCGUUUAAGCGGUCUCCGGAAUUUUACGAAUACUACGGUGUGACGUCAUCAGAGGACUAUUUCAUCAACUCGCGAGGCGUCGAGCUCUUUACGAAGCAAUGGCUUCCCAUCGACGGUCGUUUGCGCGGCGUAGUCUUUUACUGCCACGGCUACGGCGACACCUGCUCGUACGCGUUUGAGGACGUCGCGAUACGGUUGGCUGCGUCCGGUUACGCAGUAGAAUCGCUGGAUUACGAAGGGUUCGGCCUGUCUGCGGGACUGCACGGGUUUAUUCCGCGAUUUGACAACCUCGUGGAUGACGUCACGGAAUUCACUGCGUCGCUGAGAGCUCGGCCGUCCCUCGCGCAUCUUCCGUUCUUUCUCUACGGCGAGUCCAUGGGUGGAGCAGUGGCGCUCCUCACGCAUCUCCGCCAACCGUCCUCGUGGCAAGGCGCAAUUCUCGCCGCUCCCAUGUGCAAGAUCGCGCCAGAGAUGAUGCCCCCGAAGCCCGUCGUCACCACGUUAUCCUUCCUCGCGAGUAUCUUCCCUCGUGCCAAGCUGGUCCCGACCAGAGAAAUUGCGGAGAUUGGGUUCCGGGAUCCGGUCAAGAGGGCCAAAUUGUGUGAGAAUCCGGUGGGGUAUGGCGGGAAGCCGAGGCUACAGACGGCGCUACAGAUGCUGAAGGCGACGCAGCGGAUUGGCCGGGAUCUGGAUAAGGUUUCGCUGCCGUUCCUCUUGAUGCACGGUGCAGCAGAUGCGGUGACAGAUCCGUCAGUCAGCGAGGCGCUUUUCCAGCAGGCUUGUAGCGGGGAUAAGACUUUUAGGCUAGCAGCACCGGUCCUCGUCACCGCGAAUAUGAAGAGGAACCCGAAGCGACUCAAAUACGCGGGAGGCUCACGGCCGGCCAACGAAGUGGACGUGGUGACCGUUGACCCGUCAGGAUCUGAUGCCUCGUGGAAACUCCGUGGAAUUGCGGAUUUGAUCAAGGAAGGUGGCGUUGGGCUCAUUCCGACUGACACUGUAUAUGCCCUGGUUUGUGACGUCAAGAACCGAGACGCCAUUGACAGGCUGUACCGCAUCAAGCAGUUGGACCCCAAAAAGCCUCUGAGUAUCCUCUGCCGCAAUUUCCAAGACAUUGACACCUACACGUUGGGCUUUCCCCGUGGCAACGGUCAUGGACAGACAAACAUUUUUCGGGCUGCCCGACAAUGCCUACCUGGACCUUACACGUUCAUUCUCAAGGCGAGCAAGGCCAUGCCGAAGCAGUGCACAACGUUCGGCGGCAGUGCAGUGGCGCACUGCGCGCCCAGGAAGAGUGUGGGGGUGAGAAUGCCUCUGGAUCCCAUCUGCCAUGCUCUGCUCGAGCUGUUGGACGACCCUCUCCUCUGCACCAGCGCCACCAAGAGCUCGGAUGAUCGCUGGUUGUUGGACCCCUCAGUGGUCGGACUCACCUACCGUUCUGAAGAUGGCUCAGAGGGUGUGGAUUUCAUUGUGGAUGGAGGCGCUCGCAUGCCAGAGCCAUCUACGGUGGUCGAUAUGACUGGAGACAGGCCAGUGCUGCUGCGGCGAGGACAGGGUGAGGUGGAGGACUGGAUGCUAAUGGAGGUCCAUGAUUCCUCAGAAACGGCUGCUGCAGCGCUGAUUAACCCCAACGGGAAAAUAAACCCAUAUGCCGUGAAGUAG
Messenger RNA from Closterium sp. Yama58-4, 1785 nucleotides. The record is from the annotation of a GenBank genome assembly. NCBI's taxonomy places the organism in Eukaryota, Viridiplantae, Streptophyta, Zygnematophyceae, Desmidiales, Closteriaceae.